Messenger RNA from Pseudocercospora fijiensis CIRAD86, 1140 nucleotides. RefSeq lists its product as uncharacterized. The coding region runs from base 1 to 1140 and encodes 379 amino acids. The transcript has 3 exons. The record is from RefSeq and is a predicted model, not a curated record. Lineage: Eukaryota; Fungi; Ascomycota; Dothideomycetes; Mycosphaerellales; Mycosphaerellaceae.
AUGGCUGCAAUGCAGAAGCGCCCGCCUAAGAGCACGGCCAGCAAAGAAGCAUACAACAUGGAAAAGACCGUGCUUUAUCAUCGCAUCUUCGAAAGCAAUUGCCGCUCCGCUUAUCACAUCACCGAGAUUGUCCUCGAUACAGUCACGCCCGAAGAGCGCAAGGAGAUCGUCGACGAGAUCAAAGUGGACGACAAGACGCCGCGCCCUGGACAAACGCGCUCUGGACAAGGAGCGCUUCCAAGAGACAGAGUCCCGCAGUGGCCAGCAGGCCCAACGCUGGCCAAAAUUCUUCCGCAGGCGCGCGCGCGAUGGGCACAGCACCUUCGUGAUCACCAACUGCGUGACAUCGAUGUGGUGUUCCGAGGCACUUCCACCGAAUGCCGCGGACUUUUGAACGUUAUGAAGGAUAAGAUGUCGAAAGCCGGAGGACGACCUUAUCAUAUGCACGACUACGAUGAAUCCACGAGCACCAUGUGCUUGAGCAUCGUUAUACCACAGGAUGCGCUCAAUGCACUGUCAACGCCUGAUAUGAUCAAUGACUUCCAGAUGGUGAUCAUCGACAACACGGCGCCAGAUUUGUCGAUAGGGGCCACCGCAGCCUCCACACAGCCAGCAGCGGCCACAUCAGUUCAGCAGAACGUCGUUCCGAAGCGUCGCCCCAAGAAGGUCACGUUUCUCGAUCCGCCAGUACAAUCAUGGUAUCCCUCCCCUGCCAGUGAGAUAAAGCAGGCUGAGUGGAAUCAGAACGCCGCUCAAUGCGCCGAAGAGAGUUCUGACGAUGAAAUGACAGACGACCAUUGGUGGCGCCGAGACUUUUCGUUGCGGAAACAAAUGAUCUCAGACUGGCAAGAAGAGCACACCGCGCGACGUCUCGCGCUUGAAUCCGGCGAUGAUUCCACAACAUUACCCUCUGUCAAUCCCAAAGUGAUGCCUGGGCUUUGCAACACUUACGGAGACAAUGUCUCGGCGGCAACGCGCGACCAGCAAGAUAUCCAGCUCCUCCAGGGCCUUCACACCAGCGUUGUCGACAGCGAGGCCGAACUUCAAAGCGCCCAGCAGAACCUCUCAAAUGCGAGAGCUACAUUGAGAAACGCUCUGCAGAACGCGCCAGCCAAUGCUAAUCACGGCCUCAUCAAGUAG